UUGCUUGGUGGAAGAUGGAUAGAGACGCACACAUUGUCUUUACCUUAAUCAGAAAUGGAUAUACACCUGUCGGCCAGUAUAUGACUUAAUUCGUUAAUGAGAUGGAAGCUCAGAAUGCCGUACAGUUUAAAGUGUAGAAGAAACGUCAUCAGUGUGUGAACGAUGAGUGUGGUUUUUGGAGAGAAGACUGGGCCUCAUUGUGCCAAACUUUACGGGAUGAAUGAUGUUCGAGUUUCCUGACCCCCACAAACCGACUGGAUACUAAGACAGGGUUUACCUGGGGGUAAAGGUCAUUCAAUCUACACAAAGGAUUUGAACUAUAACUUCUAAGGCGAAAAUGCUGCUCUUGUCAUAACCGUUGGACCUCGGACACCGCCGUUAGGGAACUAGACGUGCUAUUGGCCAAAGAUUUCCUUAGCUGACCAGUUCUUCUGUCCGUCGAAUUGACCAUCUUAACCAUCGGUUACGUAGCUUUCAAGUGUAUUUUCCAACAACAAGGAAAGUAGAGAAACGCCCUCUGGAGGAAUCCAUAUACUGCCGGGAGAUUUUGGGAUUUAACCGGACACCGAUUUUUCUGAAUUGUGAAGAUGUGUUUUUUGUGUUUUGCAAUGGUGUCUGUCUGAUCGGACGUUACAUUUCCCUGUGUCCGUCCUGAUGUCCGCGCUGUGACACGUGACAGGAUGAUGAUACUGGGGCAGUGGAUCAACUGCAUAGUACUGCUGUUACUGGUCUGGGCUGACUGUGGCCUCUCGGUCAAGUGGCUAGCUUUGUAUCAGAGUAAACAGAAACCUUGGCAAGGCAACCAGAACUGUUCUAAAGCUUUCGGUAUGGUGAAGCGACAGAUUAAGAUAUGUAAACAAAACCUUGACUUAAUGGGGACUGUGUCACAUGCUGCUGUACUAACGAAAGACACGUGCGAAUCACAGUUUAGUGACAGGAGGUGGAACUGUUCAUCAAUCCGGAAGUCUCCUCGUCUUACACGUGACCUUGUAAGAGGUACAAGGGAGCAGGCAUAUUUAUAUGCUAUAUCGUCAGCCUCGCUCGUGCAUUCUGUUGCACGUGCAUGCAGUAUAGGUGUGACGACUAAGUGCAGUUGUGGAGCGCUCCCAAAUAGUCCCCCCGAUGGCGAGUUUAAAUGGGGAGGAUGUGGGGAUGAUGUGAAGUUUGGACUUUAUCUAAGUGAAAGUUUUACAGACGCUUCUUUGUCAAAACGAGGCAAAAUUAGAACGUCUAAAAAGGCACAGAUGAAUCGUCAUAAUAAUGCUGCAGGUCGGAAGAUCGUUUCUGACAGCCUCACGAAAGCUUGUAAAUGUCAUGGUGUGUCGGGGUCCUGCUCAAUAAAGACGUGCUGGAAAGCUCUUCCUGAUUUCACAUCCAUUGGAACCAUCCUUAAACGUCGCUAUACAACAGCUGUGGAGGUUAAAAGGAAAAGACGAAAAGGAGUAAAAAUAUUCCUCCCGCUGAAUCCGAAAAUUUCAUCGAUAACUAAGGAUUCCCUGAUAUAUUAUACAAAAUCUCCAGAUUAUUGUAGCCCUGAUCCAAAAACAGGGUCAGUUGGUACAGCAGGCAGGGUAUGUGAGAAGAACGGAGACGGGUGGGGAGGGUGUGAUACCAUGUGCUGUGGAAGAGGAUUCAAAAGUUUUUCUAUAGAAAUCACUGAACGUUGUGAAUGUAAAUACUACUGGUGUUGUUAUGUUAAGUGUAAGACGUGCAGAAAGACACUGCAUUUAAACACGUGCCGAUAAGACGGUCCUAUCAGCGUGCUCAAGAGUGAUAGACACUUGUGCUAUUUACCAUAUAGACACCCGAGGAUUGCUGCAAGGCAGUUCUGUGUUGUGAUUUCUUGGAAUCAGGUAUUCUUAGUUCUGACUAUGCCCUGUAUAAGGAAUGGUCUGAUGAUAAUGAUUUGGUUCCCAAGGAAUUAUGUUCAGCAAUAUAUUAUACGUGCUGCCAUUUUUAUCCUUUCUUUGAACUUCCAGUUAGUAGAAGAAACGAUAUAUGAAAGAAUAUGAUUGCGAUGUUUUUAUUGGAUAAUGCUGAGUAUGCAUUAAAACUAAGUAUGCAUAGCAUGUUUCUAAUUGAAUAUGAACGAUAAUGUUUAAACAACAGCAAUGAACUCUAAAUCUUAGAUAUUGGUGAUAUGUUGAUAUCAUAGCCCCUAGUUAUAAUCAAAAUUAAAAUAGAACCUUCAUCUUGUUAUCGAAACAAGUUGAGGACCCAGACAAUAAUGAAAACUCAGUGCUGUGUUGGUAUACACCUGUGGGAUAAGGCGAGGUAGCGAUGUGGUAUAUGUUUUUUUUAGCCAAGAGACUAAAAUCAAAAGAUAGCAGAUAUCAACAUGACGUCGGAGUGGUUUCCUUUUGUCACGUGAUGGCAACACCACGUGGUGAUUACAACCAAUAGGCGACUUCCCUGUGUUCCCAUGGUGACAUCUUGUUUCUUUGUGGAUGUUUCCCGUGAUGUUGGAUGAAGAGAUGUGUAUUUGGGAUGAUACUGACAUUCUACUCCCAGUUUGAAUCUGUUUUCACCUGUUUUGUAAUAUAUUCGUAGGCGAUACUUAAUUUAUACUAUUUGUAAAAUGCUGCAGAUCAUGUUGUUAUAUUUUUGUAUAUAUGAUGUCAUCAGCACAACUGUUGAGUAUGAUUGUAAAUUAUGACACCCUAUGUAUAUACGUGUACCAAAUGAAAUAAAUUAAUUAACUACUUGGUAAC
Molecule: messenger RNA, 2711 nt
Organism: Pecten maximus
Lineage: Eukaryota; Metazoa; Mollusca; Bivalvia; Pectinida; Pectinidae
Product: protein Wnt-11b-2-like
Exons: 8
Coding region: 681-1745 (354 amino acids)
Biological process (GO): cell fate commitment; neuron differentiation; multicellular organism development
Cellular component (GO): extracellular region
Molecular function (GO): frizzled binding; cytokine activity
Source: RefSeq, a predicted model, not a curated record